GGGGCUAUCGGAAGGGCGGGACCGGCAGACCGUCGUGCGUGAGGCCCUCGCGCGGCGCAGAUGGCUGGGCCGGUUAAGGACCGCGAGGCCUUCCAGAGGCUCAGCUUCUUGUACCAGGCCGCCCACUGUGUCCUUGCACAGGACCCCAUGAACCAGGCGCUGGCGAGGUUUUAUUGUUAUACGGAGAGGACCAUUGCAAAGCGGCUGGUCUUGCGGCGGGACCCCUCGGUGAAGAGGACCCUCUGUCGUGGCUGCUCUUCCCUCCUCAUCCCGGGCCUCACCUGCACCCAGCGCCAGAGACGCUGCAGGGGACAGCGCUGGACGGUACAGACUUGCCUAACAUGCCAACGCAGCCAACGUUUCCUCAAUGAUCCUGAUCAUCUACUCUGGGGAGACCGGCCUGAGGCCCAGCUGGGGAGCCAGGCAGUAAUCUACACAGAACAUGGGACUCGAUCUUACAACCCCAAGAUCAAGAGUCACAUGCUGCUCAGACUGAGCAGGCCAGGUACUUCUCAUUUUUACUUAUAUCAUAAUAAGAUAGUUGUUAAUAUAUGCAAAAUAUAUGGACUCUGAAUAAAGCAGGAAAUCAAAUCCUAGUAUGCAAUGGCUUUCCUUAAUGUUUCUAAACAAUUUAGUAAUUCAAAAUGUGUACCCUUUGUGCUGGGUGUUGUAUAUAAGUGAUGAAUAACUGAAUUCUACUCCUGAAACCAAUAUUGCGCCCUUAAACUAGAAUUUA
Molecule: messenger RNA, 736 nt
Organism: Lontra canadensis (Northern American river otter)
Lineage: Eukaryota; Metazoa; Chordata; Mammalia; Carnivora; Mustelidae
Gene: RPP21
Product: ribonuclease P/MRP subunit p21
Exons: 5
Coding region: 61-573 (170 amino acids)
Biological process (GO): tRNA processing
Cellular component (GO): nucleolar ribonuclease P complex
Source: RefSeq, a predicted model, not a curated record